AUGAACAAUCCUAAGGUGGUUUUGAUCACUGGUUGUGCCAAAGGUGGAAUAGGUUAUGAAUACUGCAAAGCAUUUGCUGAGAAACAAUGUCGUGUCUUUGCUUCCGACACACCUCAGAGAAUGAACAACAUGUCGGAUCUUAAUAGUUUCGACAAAAUUAAGACGUUAGAGCUCGAUGUUUUAUCCGAUAUAAGUGUCUCAUCAGCAAUUAAUACCAUCAUCUCCAAAUAUGGUCACAUAGAUGUGUUGAUCAACAAUGCUGGCAUAGGCAGUGUCGGUCCAUUAGCAGAGCUUUCACUAGACACAAUAAGAAAUGCUUGGGAGAUUAACAUGUUAGGGCAAUUAAGAAUGAUCCAACAAGUGGUGCCUCACAUGGCGGAAAGGAGAAGUGGGUGCAUAGUGAACAUAGGCAGUGUGGUGGGGAAAGUCUCAACGCCAUGGGCGGGAUCAUAUUGUGCUAGUAAAGCUUCUGUUCAUGCUAUGUCCGACGCCUUGCGGGUUGAAUUAAGGCCUUUUGGGAUUAAUGUGGUGGUGGUAAUGCCCGGUGCGGUUAAAUCCAAUUUUGGCCGAGCGAACAUGGAGAGAUUAAAGGACCCAGAUUGGAAACUUUAUAAGGGUUUUAAGGACUCCAUUGCUGAGCGAGCCGGAGCUUCGCAAGGAGCUUCUGCGACUGAUGCCACCAUAUUUGCUAGACAUGUAGCAGAGAAAGUUUUGAGAAGAAAACCACCACGACAGAUUAUGUUUGGUCAUAUGACUGGUUUGUUUACUGUGCUUUCAUGGUCUCCUAUGUGGGUUAGAGAUCUUUUUUUCUCUACUCGUUUUGGAUUAAACAAGAAGAUGUAA
This is a messenger RNA of Carica papaya (papaya), 843 nucleotides long. RefSeq names its product short-chain dehydrogenase ptmH-like. Gene Ontology annotation, molecular function: oxidoreductase activity. Gene Ontology annotation, cellular component: endoplasmic reticulum. NCBI's taxonomy places the organism in Eukaryota, Viridiplantae, Streptophyta, Magnoliopsida, Brassicales, Caricaceae. The record is from RefSeq and is a predicted model, not a curated record.